AUGAACUGCUUUGGGGUAACUUCACUGAUUUGUCUCUAUAUUUGUUUGUUCAGUUUAGGAAAGACUGUCAUAAGUAAUGUCAAGCCUUGUUCAUCUAAGGGCACAAGGAAUGUUGGAGCUGUGGAGGAACCACUCAAGGCAGAAGAGAAAAAUAAAUCUGCAGAUAUUUCAAAACAAAAAGACCAAUGCCUUGUACCAUGUGAUGUUCAAGCUAAAAUUUUACGAGGGGAAAAACAUUACAUGUGCAGAAAUUUGCAGAACUCACUUGUUGAAUAUGCAAGAAGUACAAAAAAAAUGGUAAGGAACAUGAUGGAUGAUCAACAGUCUUCUUUGGACUACCUUUCUAAUCAGGUAAAUGAAGUAAUGAACAGACUUCUUCUUUUGAAUGCAGAAGUUUUGAGAAAGCAUUUGGAUCCACUUCCUUACAAAGCAGUUCAGUCUCAUGGCUUGGAUUGCACUGAUAUUAAAGACACUGUUGGUUCAGUUUCAAAAACUCCAACUGGUCUGUACAUUAUCCAUCCAGAAGGAUCAAAUUAUCCUUUUGAGGUUUUGUGUGACAUGGAUUUUCAAGGAGGUGGAUGGACUGUGAUUCAGAAAAGAACUGACGGAAUCAUUCCAUUCCAGAGAACAUGGUCUGAAUAUCUGGAUGGAUUUGGUGGCCUUUCUGGGGAAUUUUGGCUUGGAUUGAGGAAGAUUUUUCACAUAGUAAAUCAAAAGGCCACUAGUUUCCGUCUUUACGUGGAUUUGGAAUCAGAAAACGACAAGCAUGCCUAUGCAUCAUAUGAUGGAUUUUGGAUAGAGGAUGAAGCGUGUUCUUUUAAGAUCCAUUUGGGGCGUUAUUCAGGAAAUGCUGGUGAUGCAUUUAGAGGAUACAGAAAAGAAGAUAACCAGAAUUCAAUGCCUUUCAGCACAUUUGAUGUUGAUAAUGAUGGAUGCAGGCCAAUGUGCACUAUUAAAGAGCAGCCUGUAAAGAGCUGCAGUAACUUCAGUGAUAACACUGGGUGGUGGUUCAACCAGUGCGGCCUUGCAAAUCUCAAUGGUGUUCAUCGCUACACAGGUAGAUUUCUUGCAACUGGGAUUCACUGGGAUACAUGGACAAUGAACAACAAGCCAAUAAAAAUUAAAUCAGUUUCAAUGAAAAUUCGGAGAACCUACAAUCCUUAUUUCCGUUAG
Molecule: messenger RNA, 1173 nt
Organism: Melopsittacus undulatus (budgerigar)
Lineage: Eukaryota; Metazoa; Chordata; Aves; Psittaciformes; Psittaculidae
Gene: ANGPTL5
Product: angiopoietin like 5
Exons: 8
Coding region: 1-1173 (390 amino acids)
Source: RefSeq, a predicted model, not a curated record